Molecule: messenger RNA, 1173 nt
Organism: Paramuricea clavata
Lineage: Eukaryota; Metazoa; Cnidaria; Anthozoa; Malacalcyonacea; Plexauridae
Source: the annotation of a GenBank genome assembly
AUGUUAUAUCGUUUAUUCAUUACUUUGCUAUGGUUUGGUCUAACGUUUUUAGUUAUAUUACCAGUAUUGUGCCACCGUCUCAAGUAUUCCAUUUAUUACGGAGGGCUAAGGCCUAGAAAUAUCACUCAAGAGAAUCUCAAAAUGGAAGAAGAAAAUAAUCAACGGUUAUUGAUGGCUCAUAAGGAAUUUAGAAAUAUCGUGACCAAAAAUGAAAUAGUUGGAAAGCCAAGUAAUGUUACUGAUAUAAUUAUCACUCUAAUUACUGUAUCAAGAGGGAUAAGUGAUUAUAAUCCGUAUUAUUUGACACAAACUGCUAGUAAAUUACUACAACUUUUGAGAAAGGAUGUAACUGGAUUGGACUUCACUUAUGGUUUGAUGGUUUGCAAUGUUGAUUCGUUACCAAAUGCAUACACUGAAGCAAAAGAAAUUUCAAAUUUAAUAUAUACAACAGUUAAAUACACAAAAAGACUAAAUCAGGUUAUAAACAGGUUUGAAAAAGAAAAACAAGAUUAUGUGUACUGUUUAGAGAAGUCUCUUCAAUUUCAACCAAGAUAUGUGUUGUUGAUGGAGGAUGAUGCCUAUCCAACUGAUCGAAUGUUACCUGUCCUGGAAUAUAGCAUACAAAAUGUAUUUCAAGGAAAAUUUAGUGAAUUUUUUCAUCAGCAAAGGAAGGUUGCUUAUCUAAAGUUGUAUCAUCCUGAACGGCUUCUUGGUUUUAUAAGUUCAGAGAUAUAUCGAUUGUUUGAACUUGCAGGUGCCAUUUUACUGCUCGUAACAUUUCUUAUUGCAGUUAAAAAAACAUGUACGAGUGGCAUUACUAUUACACGGAGAUUUGUAAUAUUAACUGGUGUUUACAUAGUAUUUCUGGCUCUUGCAAUAGGCCGACCAAAUCUUAUAGGCAUACGUACAGUCUCUCCAUACUUUCACUCAUUCGUAACUGCUCCAAGUUGUUGCACUCCAGCUAAUUUGUAUUCAUACAAUGGUGCUAGGGCGGUCAUUGAUUCAGUGUCUCAUAAAGUUAGCUAUGCUGGUCAUGCAAAAGAUGCUUUAUUAGAUGAGUUCUUGAAAGAGUCAGACUAUAAUGCAAUAUAUGUAGAACCAAAUAUUUUCAAACAUAUUGGACAAUACUCAUCAUUAAGACAUGGGAUAGUGCUUGAUCCAUAUGUGGUAUAA